UCAUGGAGUUGGAAAGCAUGCCCAAGUUUCUUGAGAACAAGACAAUUUUAGUCACCGGUGCUACUGGCUUUCUAGCAAAAGCUUUUGUGGAGAAAAUACUGCGAGUGCAACCAAAUGUCAAAAGGCUUUAUCUUCUCAUAAGAGCUUCAGAUCUUGAGUCUGCCACACAACGCUUGCAUGAUGAGGUCAUUGGAAAGGAUUUAUUUAGGGUUGUCCGGGAGAAGUGGGGUGCAAAUCUAGAUUCCUUUAUAUCUAAAAAGGUGAUCGCCGUCCCGGGUGACAUCUCUUAUGAGAAUUUGGGAGUUAAAGAUUCUAAACUAAGAAAUGAUAUGUGGAAAGAAAUAGACAUCAUCCUGAAUUCGGCAGCUUCCACUAGUUUUGAUGAAAGAUAUGACGUCGCACUGGGCAUCAAUACAUUUGGCGCUUUGCAUGUUUCGGGCUUUGCCAAGAAUUGUAUCAACUUAAAAUUGCUCCUCCAUGUAUCAACCGGUAAUUCGUGUACAUAA
Messenger RNA from Corylus avellana, 506 nucleotides. NCBI's taxonomy places the organism in Eukaryota, Viridiplantae, Streptophyta, Magnoliopsida, Fagales, Betulaceae. The record is from RefSeq and is a predicted model, not a curated record.